AAAUCGGACCCUACCCAGUUUCUUCAACUUCACGGGAGGCCUUGUAAAAUACAUUUGGACCCUGCAGUUGCUGCUGCUGGCGACAGUCCAGCAAAUAUACAUUCGCACAUCCGAGCCUACGCGCGAGAGAGCAAAAGACAACGCCAGAGUGCAGAGAGGGAGUGAGAGAGAGAGAGAGACAAACGAAACCCGCACCUCUGAAUCUUUGAAUAGAUAUACUUUAUACGUCCUCGUGGUCACUCGGGGGCGCGACACGCAAUACACCCAAUAUACCUCCUCUGGACGCUUAUGAACAUCCGCUUCUCAGAACUCCGCUUCUCUCCCGAUAAGUCAAAAUUUUAACUUUAACGUGAUUUAUAUUUAAAAAAAAAUUAAAUUUGACACUUUACUUGCAACGACGAAGGUAGGUUAGGUUGGGACCACGUGGUCUAUCGUGUUAAUUUACCAUGAAACAAUGAAAUAAAAUAACAAGGAAAAUCGACACACCCUGACUCGACCUAACAACAAUAUCCACAAAAAAAGAAAUAAUCAGGUCAUGAAGGGAACAACGAGGCAAUGCGUUGGGCCGAAGGGAACUCUAUAAGGCCAUUCCGUCGCUUGCUCAGGGCGCGUUCAUAAAACCUAAAGUCGCCACGCAACUAUCGAGGAAACUCGGAACUACACAAUCCCUACGCAACUAAGAAUUAAUUUCACAGUAAAAUUCUAAAUAUGUUAUUAAUUAACGGCGUAAUAAACAUAAUCUUUUAGUGCUGGGCGAGUUUCUCAGGUUUCCAGAACUAAACGGCUAAGAGUUUUGUGGAACUUAAAAUAUGUCAAAGUUCCUGAUUUCGAGCAAUUGGGGGGAAAAUUUGAAAUUACCACAGAAUUAAUGUGAAUUUUACAUUAUUUAUACUAGAUAAGAUUUAUCAAGAGUUUUUAAUAAUUGAAGAAAGACUAAAUUUGGUACUUUAACGCUUACUGAGGAAUCUUUGACUUAUUUCAAGAAUGUUUCGCUGAACACAGAAGCUGACAACACUCGAGUAACAGCGCUACUAUUGAGAAAAUUUUAUUAACUAAAUUAUAAACUAUUUUCAGUAACCUAAUACCAUUUACCUGAAUAUAUCAAGGCAAUGUCCCCACUAAAUCCAGAUCCCAAUCUUCCCGGGGCCUCACUUAGCAGCGCGCCACGUAGAGACUGAACUAAAACAAAACUAUAUCUAGUUCCGAUAAUCGACUACACGUUCGAUGACGUAAAUGCUUAGUACAAUCCUGGUCUGCACAUGGAUUAUAAAUUUCCGUGAAACUUACGAUGGAAAUUUUCCGAAACUGCGGUAAUUUAUCGUAACUUUAAUUUCCGAGCGGUAAAAUUCCAAAAAUUUGUAACUGGAACAGUAAAUUAAGGUCAAAAGUUAUAACUAGGAUCUAUUACCAUAAAUCCAUAAUCCACGUGAAUCCAUCUCUCUAAUUUAUAAAUCUAAAUAAUAUAUGACCUAAUUUCGAUCAACAAGAGCGCGCAUUUGAUAGCUAAUGAAAGGCUUCAUGAGCACUGGAUAAGCCCUAAGUUUACAAAAUGCGUAGGGUUACCGAUUUUACAUUUUACAAUUUCAUUAUUAGAGAGCUGUCAAUUGUCGACCGAGUGAAGAACGCUCCCUUGAUGAGAAGUUGAGGGCCGCCCUCUCGUGCUGAGAUCGGAAACUAAAGGCGUAGGAUGUCGGGAAUAUGGUCGAUGAUAAAUCAUUCACCCUGGACGUUGGUAAAUUCGGCAAACCUUUGGAAGUGACGGCUCAUCCCUUACUUCCGUGGUGUUGUUAUCAUUCUCCGAGAUUUGACAGGUGGUGGAUAUGCUAUGCAACAAACUUACCGAAGGAUGCCAUGGCAGGGAGACGAAGAUAAUCUCAUUGACCGAUUCGAUGUAAGAGCUCACCUUGACUCUGUACCUGAAGCUUCUCAAAAUAUCGACGUCGAAAUCGCUUUAACUAGUGAAGACAGACAUAUCAAUUACGAACGAUAUCGGAUUAUUGUCCAAAAUGAAUUUCUAGGAGUGACAGAGGAAAAGUUUUUACAUCAAAUACACCUGGAAGAGCAAUUUGGUUCUUCGACAAGACCAGAUGUUUUAAAAGAUAAGAAACGGUCUUGUAAUAAUGCUGCGAUUGGUUACAAUUACGAAACAGAUGAACCCCUACCCGAGACUGCGAAAGCACCUGAAUUAAUUACGACUGAUGAUAAACAAGAUGACGAAGACAGUGACAUUGAUUUAGAUAUUUGCGUGGAUGUGUCACAAAUAGAGCCUUCCCAGGCUCAUGAAAUGAAUCAAGUGGCUCAAAAAUAUGGACUACUUGGUGCUGAUUAUUUUAGCUUUCUGACGCAAGACUUCGAAGAAGCAGAAACACUUAGGCAAGCACGCAAACAAGAAGAAGAAAAAGCUAUGUACUCUGGAAGGAGAUCUAGAAGAGAAAGACGAGCGUUUAGAGAAAAGAAGAUGAUUGGUCGCGUUAUGAGUCCACCCAGUUAUGCAGCAAGAGAAAGUCCAGAGUAUAACCCUUAUAGAAAAUCAUCAUCAAAAUCGCGAUCUCGGUCCACAUCACCAGCGAAUGCGGGUCAGAUUACUUACAUAACUAGUUUUGGAGAUGAAGAAGAAGCACAUGGCAGCUCUUCUCAGAAUAUUUCUAUAAGCUCUCAGAGAGUUAAUUAUUUGCAUAAAAAAAAAAGGAGAUCGAAAAGCCCAGUAUUUUCUGGUAGGAUAGUAAAUAGAAGGCCAUCGAGAUCUAGAAGUGAUUCUCAAUCCAAGCACUACAAUUACUCCAAACUUCAUGAUGGUAAACGAAUAUCCUCGAAAUCAAGGAGUAGAAGAAGCUACAUAAGGACAAGCAAAUACACUCGCUCCAGGAGCCGUUUAAGAUGGUCACGAUCGCGCUCAUGGGGAAGAAACAAGUCAAGCAGAAGCAGAUCUCGAUCCAAAUCCAGAUCGACUUCGCGUUCGACAUCCAAAUCGAGGUCGCGUUCACGGCAAAGGAGAUCCAAAUCAGCGAAGUCAAGUAGUUCGGUCAGAUCCAGGUCAAAAUCCCAUUCCAAAUCUAUAACAAGAUCCAGUUCGAGAUCAAGGACUAGGUGCAGGUCUCAAAAUAGGAGUCCGGCCAGGGGUAGCUUUCGCCGAAGACAUUAUUCUGAGUCCGAUUCAAGAUCUAGGUCGAAAUCAAGAUCUAGGUCUAAAUCAAGGAGCAAGUCGCAAUCUAGAUCCACAAGCGCCUCUAGAAGACGAUCUAGAAGUGCUGAAAACAACGUUCCUACUUUACCAAGGUAUUAUGGUCGACGUGGGAAGUCUUCUAGUCUAGAAUUGGAGCUGUCUGAUAAUGAAGAGAAAUCUUCUUCUGCUACAAAGCCUUCGACAAAUAUUACAAGCAUGAACAAGCCAAAAGCAGGGUUAAGUACAAAUUCUGGUGGCGGGCACAAAUCGAUGAAACGAACACCUCAAGAGCGUCUUAAGAAGAAAAUGCAAGCCUUACUAAAUAGACAAUAUAAAGCUGACAAAAAGGCUGAGCAGCUACGUAUUGAAAAAAUGGAGCAACAAAGACAGGAUCGUGAAGAUGAAAUUCGAGAAAUGUCGCUGAAGCUUCGCCGAAAGCAGCGAGAGAGACGUCAUCGUUAUGAGGGAGGUCAUACCUCGGAUUCGGAUUCCUCGAAUUCAGAAUCACCUAGCCCAGGGCGUAGUCCUCGAAAUCAAGCUACAACCAGAGAUCGAAGAAAUCGAGAUCAUAAAGACACCGAGGUCGAAAACGAUAAUGAGAGAGAUCGAGAAGACAGAGAAAAAAAAAGGCAGAGCUCACGGAGGCGUCAAAGAGAAGAAUCUCCUUACCGUUAUUUAUGUCCAAAAAGUGGCCGCUGAGCCUAACAUUUGAAUGAAAAAACAGACAAGCAAUAAUAUAAAAAAUUGUGUAAAAAAUCUUCGUCUAUAUCUAUUGAUCAACUCACUGACGGUGGAAGUGCUUUCGAACAUGAAUUAUUUUAAAUGUGUGAUAAUUCGAAAGCGUUCUGAUGGAGAACACUCUGAAAUUUUAAUACUUACAAAUUUUUGUUAUUUUCCAGUUACAAUACUUUAAUCA
Belonocnema kinseyi is the source of this 4079-nucleotide messenger RNA. Its product is annotated as CLK4-associating serine/arginine rich protein-like. The coding region runs from base 1826 to 3862 and encodes 678 amino acids. NCBI's taxonomy places the organism in Eukaryota, Metazoa, Arthropoda, Insecta, Hymenoptera, Cynipidae. The record is from RefSeq and is a predicted model, not a curated record. The transcript has 13 exons.